CGGGCGCGCCGUCACCACGCGUCGCCGCUGCCGCCAUGGUCGCUCUCGGGGCCCGCGCCGCUCUUCUGUGCGCGCUGGCCGCCGCCGCCGCCGCCUCCGCCGUGGACUACUUUCCACCUUCCUACAAUAGAACUUAUGGUCUAUAUGGAAGAACGGAUUCAGGUAGUAGACCACCCAGCAAUUAUGAAAUUGUUCCUAGCAACCCGAGGGGUAACUGUACGCCAUCUACGAACUGCAUACCGAAAUGUUUCGCUGAGAAAGGAUCAAGGGGUCCUCCAGGCCUUCCUGGUAUUCCAGGACUGCAAGGUCAGCAGGGACAUCCUGGAAUGGAAGGUCCUCCUGGGCCUAAAGGAGACAAAGGGGAACCUGGACCACAAGGACCUCGUGGGUUGAAAGGUGAUAGGGGGAAAAUGGGGAUGCCAGGAUUUCCUGGAACCAAUGGUGUUCCUGGACAACAGGGCUUCCCAGGUCCUCCAGGUCUUCCAGGUGUUGAUGGUUGCAAUGGGACAGAUGGGGCCCAAGGACCACCUGGUUACCCUGGACAAUCUGGUCCGCGUGGUAUCCCCGGUCUUCCAGGUUCUAAGGGUGAGAAGGGAGAGCCAGCGUAUGCCGGCCUGUUCCCUAAAGGCCAGAAAGGUGAACCAGGCCUUGAUGGAGUUAGAGGUGUACAAGGUCUCCCUGGGAGUCCUGGACCAUCUGGUUUUCCUGGAAUUAAGGGAGAGGUGGGCCCUAUGGGUCCUAGGGGCCCACCUGGUGCCAAAGGUGAGAAGGGAAACAUUGGACUUGGCUUUGAAGGUCAAAAAGGUGAUAAAGGUCAAAAAGGUGAACGUGGUCCAACUGGAAGACCAGCAGUACUUCCCUUUGAUGAAGAAGGCCCAUCAGGAGUAGUGGUUGGACCAAAAGGAGAACCAGGAGAGAUGGGAGAAAGGGGGGAACCAGGUCUUCAAGGAAUGAAAGGUGAGCAAGGCAUGACAGGAGAUCAAGGAUUUGCUGGUGCAGCAGGUAUGAAGGGAGAAAAAGGUUUACCAGGCCCAACAGGGCCACGUGGAAGAGAUGGAUAUCCAGGACCACCUGGACCCCAAGGUCAGAAGGGAGACAGGGGAUUUGACGGACUGAAUGGUUUGGAUGGACGACCUGGCCAGAAAGGUGAACCUGGACGGGAUGGAACACCUGGUCCUCAGGGUCUGAGAGGACCACAGGGUCCACCAGGAGGAGGGCGUGGACGACCGGGUCCUCCUGGUCCACCAGGUCCCCGUGGCUUCCCUGGUCCAACAGGCCCAAAGGGUGAGGAUGGCUUCCCAGGACGUCCCGGUGAGAGAGGUCCACAAGGCCCAACGGGUGGCCCAGGUGUUCCUGGCAGCCCAGGUCCUGAGGGAUUCCCCGGAGAGAAAGGGGCAAAAGGAGAACAGGGUCUUACAGGGUUUCCUGGGAAUGAUGGACCACGUGGAUUUACUGGUCCUCCAGGUCCCCCAGGACCUCGUGGUUUCCCUGGAGAGAAAGGGCUGUCUAUAGUUGGCCCAAAAGGUAUGGAUGGUGCACCUGGAAGGGAUGGCGAGAAAGGACAAAAAGGAGAAAGGGGUAUUUCUGGUCCAAGAGGCUUCCCUGGAGACUCAAGGGAUGGUAUUCCAGGUCCUCCAGGUGUUGCUGGUCCUCCUGGAGAAAAAGGAAGAGAUGGAAGGCCUGGUACCCCAGGACGUCCAGGUUUACCUGGGCAAAAAGGAGAGAUAGGUGGUCGGUGUGAAUACUGUACACCUGGAGCACGAGGUGAGAAGGGAGACCGUGGAAAUGAUGGUAUUCCUGGGCAGCCAGGACCAAGAGGGCCACCUGGAGAGAGAGGUGCGCCUGGAGAGGCUGGAGAUGAUGGAAUACCUGGAACUGCUGGGCCACCAGGACCAGCUGGUUUGGCAGGAAAACCAGGACAACCAGGAAUCCAAGGGCAGAAAGGUGAUUCAGUUAUUUUAUCAUCGAGUUUAGUCAGAGGUCCUCCAGGAUUGCCUGGUGACCGAGGAGAUCAAGGCAGAGAAGGUCCCAAAGGCAAUUUAGGUCCACCUGGAAGACAGGGACGAACAGGAAUACCUGGCUUGCCUGGCGCGAAAGGAGACAAAGGCGAACAAGGUUUUCCAGGUAAUGAUGGCAUCCCAGGAGCAGCUGGGUUGCCAGGAGUAAAAGGAGAAGCUGGUCUAAGUGUCAAGGGUGAACCUGGCAUUCCUGGUAGACCAGGAGCAAAGGGUGACAAAGGUCAACCUGGUCUAAUUGGACGCAAAGGAGAAGCAGGUACCUGUCCACCCAUAGACAUUACAGAUGGAUUCAAAGGAGACCGUGGAGCCCCUGGAGACAAAGGUGAGCCCGGUCCACCAGGACGAGAUGGACGACCUGGAGAGAAGGGAACCCAAGGUUUUCAGGGUGAGUCUGGGCCCCCUGGGCCCACAGGACCUCCUGGACCAGUGGGACCAAGAGGUCUUCCUGGUCCAAGAGGAGAGAAGGGUGAGACUGGCCCAAUGGGUUUCCCUGGAGAGCCUGGGCGAGAUGGUCAGAGGGGGUUGCCAGGACCUGCGGCACCUAAAGGAGCCAAAGGAGAACCAGGAAUUCCACAAAUUGGGCCACCUGGACCACCUGGACCCAGAGGGCUGAAGGGUGAGAAGGGUCUUCAAGGACCACCAGGGAAGACUGGGACUCCUGGACUCCAAGGGCUGCAAGGUUUUCCUGGAGAAAAGGGAGAUCAAGGUAUUCCUGGCCUGAAUGGUCUUCCAGGACAGCCAGGUCAGAAGGGAGAGCCAGGUCCAAUAGGGCCCCCAGGUCCUCCAGGAAUACCUGGUCGUCCUGGAAUGGAUGGCCCAAAAGGACAACCCGGUUUGGUAGGAGAACCUGGAAGAAUGGGAAUUACUGGGUUCCCUGGCAUGAAAGGAGACAGAGGUGCACCCGGAAUAGAUGGCCCGAAAGGAUUCCCAGGGCGUAGCGGACCACCAGGUGCUCCUGGAAGUCCAGGAAUGGAUGGAAUUCCUGGCCCCAAAGGAGAUAAAGGUGACUAUGGUCCUCCUGGAUUCCCAGGGCUUCCUGGUGAUGUGGGACCACCAGGUCCACCGGGUAUUGUGGGUCAAAAAGGUAAUCAAGGACUGCCAGGGCCAGCAGGACUACCCGGUCCAGCUGGACCCACCGGACCAAAGGGUGAUGUUGGUCCUGCAGGCAUACCGGGUAGGAAAGGUGAACCAGGCCAGACAUCAGAAAAAGGACAGAAAGGAGAACCAGGUAUUCCAGGUCUACGUGGAGAGCCUGGACUUCGUGGCCUGGAUGGUAUUCCAGGAGCAAAGGGAGAACCUGGUUUGCCUGGAAUUGGUCGUCCUGGAGCACCAGGAGAAAAAGGUGAACGAGGACCCGCUGGAGUUGCAGGACUGCCUGGCACAGAUGGUGAAAAGGGAGCUACUGGUCCUCCAGGAUUCCCUGGAAUGAAAGGAGACACAGGUCCAUCGGGUAUCUUUGGAACACCAGGUUUGCCAGGAAUUGAUGGAAUGCCAGGAGCUAAGGGUGAAAGAGGUUACCCUGGUCCUGUAGGCAGGCCAGGUCCUAAAGGUGACAUGGGUUUCAAAGGGCAAGACGGAAUGGACGGUCCAAAGGGAGAGCCCGGCCUAAGAGGUCUGCCAGGAAUCCAAGGACUAUCAGGAGUACAAGGAGAUAAGGGAGACCGUGGUCCUCCAGGACCAGUGGUAGAUGUAAAAGGAGACAAGGGAGAGCCAGGGCUACCUGGUAUUCCUGGCCCAACAGGCCCUAAGGGUGAAAGAGGAUAUGAUGGCCUACCUGGAACUUCAGGUGAAAAGGGAAAUCAAGGAAUACCUGGUCCAAGAGGUCCUCAAGGUGCAAUGGGAGUACCUGGUCCGAAAGGGGAAACAGGCCCUCAAGGCAUUGCUGGUCCUCCUGGGAUCACUGUGAAAGGAGAAAAGGGACUUCCUGGUUUACCAGGCAAAAAUGGGAGAGAUGGAACACCAGGACUUCAAGGACAGAAGGGUGAAAUGGGUCUACCUGGUUUACCUGGCAUACAGGGAAAUCCUGGCAUUCCUGGGUUACCAGGACCACAAGGAGAAAAAGGAGAACAAGGACUUGCAGGUCCACCUGGACCGCCUGGUGUUGAUGGACCGCCAGGAAGGCCAUGCCAGGAUGGUGCACCAGGUGUUCCAGGAAUUAAGGGUGAUACUGGACCACCAGGACUAUUUGGACCACCAGGUCCAAAGGGAGACAAAGGAUACCAAGGAGUUGCUGGCAUACCUGGGCAACCUGGUGAAAAGGGUGAUCGAGGUUUUGAUGGCCUUCCUGGUACCCCUGGUCCAGUAGGACCCCCAGGAGAGAAGGGUUAUCCUGGAGCUGCAGGAGCUCCUGGUACCCCUGGGUUUGAUGGGCAGAAAGGAGACAAGGGCCUUCCUGGACCUGCACCACCAUUUGGACCAAAGGGAGAGAGAGGUCCUCCUGGUCUACCUGGAAGGCCGGGCGACCGUGGACCACCAGGAUUGGCUGGUGCUCCUGGAACUCCAGGACUAAAGGGUGAGCCAGGACCACCAGGUAUCAAUGGUCUUCCUGGGUUAAGAGGGCCACCAGGUCUGAAGGGAGAAAUGGGUCUUGAUGGAACAGCUGGCAUACAAGGAGAACGUGGAGAUCCCGGACCAAAAGGUGAUGCUGGAUUGCCUUGUGAACAACAGCCUGAUUACCUGACUGGUAUUCUGUUGGUGAGGCAUAGUCAGACAACCCAGAUUCCACAAUGUGAGCCUGGACAUGUCAAGCUGUGGGAUGGUUACAGUCUUCUGUAUAUUGAAGGAAAUGAAAAAGCACAUCACCAAGAUCUUGGUUUUGCUGGAUCCUGUGUGAAGAAAUUCAGCACAAUGCCAUUUUUGUUCUGUGAUUUUAAUGAUGUGUGUAACUAUGCCAGUCGCAAUGAUAAGUCUUACUGGCUAUCUACAAAUGAGGCCAUACCAAUGAUGCCUGUAGAAGAGAGUGCUAUUCGGCAGUUCAUUUCAAGGUGUGUUGUCUGUGAAGCUCCAGCAAAUAUAAUAGCUGUCCACAGUCAAUCUGACACAGUACCAGAAUGUCCAUUUGGUUGGUCUGGACUCUGGAUAGGAUACAGUUUUGUCAUGCACACUGCAGCUGGGGCUGAAGGCGGUGGACAAUCGUUAGCAAGUCCAGGUUCAUGCUUGGAAGAUUUCCGUGCAACACCCUUCAUUGAAUGUAAUGGAGCUAGGGGCACCUGCCACUACUUUGCCAACAAAUUCAGCUUCUGGUUGGCGACAAUUGAAGAUGCCAACCAGUUCCGCGUGCCCCAGAGCCAGACUCUCAAGGCAGGCACCUUGAGGACAAGAGUGAGUCGGUGCCAGGUCUGCAUCAAGAAUACGUAGAGCAGCAUGUGUAAACAGUUUGCACUCAUUGUGUUGUUCUCACUUCUCUGUUUCCAUGGCUCCUUCAAGGGGUUUCAUGGGAUAUCAUGUGUUCAUCUACAGAAAAGAAUUCUGCUGAAAGUUGUGAUGUGUUCCUUAAUGUAGUGAUGUGUUAUACUUCCAUACUUGGAAUAUGUCCACCACAUAGGCUGUUAAGAGGUGUAACAAACUGUAUGAAAUACAUAGUGAAGCAUUCAAAGAAAGAACUUUUCUGUGCUUCUUGUAAGAUGUCUCUCACUGCAUCGUGUUUAUAUGUGUUGGUGGAAAAAAAUUAUUGGUGCUAUAUCACUUUACUGUAGUAUAUAUGUCCUUUUCUCCCAUCUCACUCCCAUCUCCUUCCUCAAGAAAAGAGGACUGGCACUUCAGACUCAAUGUAAUUUAACUCAUAAUGAAAUGUGUUAUUAAGUUAUAUAUUUAUGUUAGUUGAAGUUUCUUGUGUUGUAAAUUAAAACCUUUUUCCUAAACAGAAUUAAAUUUGCGAAAGCUGAAUGUUAUACUAAACUGCCAUAGUAUCAUAUAUUAUACAAAUUUGCUGAGGUAAAGAUGCAUCAGGUUCUGCCUUGAUACUGUGUCAAUAAAAGAUGCUCUAGUCAACUCAUCUGUUAUUGUCAAUGAAAGUUGAACAAAUGAUGCAUUUAUUGUUUGUUAAGAUGUUGAUGGUGUAAUUUAAAUAAUUCUACAAAUGAUCUGCCUUCUUUUAUUUCUUUUUUUCAAUGGAAUAUCUUACUGACAAUAAUUAUUUUUUUCAUUUUCAGAAAUUCUGUGACAAUGUUCUGUAUUUCAUGUGCAAGUGUCAGUGGAAAAGUCAUACAAAAGUUUUUGUUCAUUUGCAUUUCAGUUUUUCUUAACCCAUAUAUAAACAUUUGUUUUAAGUUUACAUACUUCUCUUGAUGGAUCAUCACUGUAACCAACCACUGAUAAGUGUUUAAAUGUAUUAUACUGACAAUCAGUGUAUAUUUGUAACUUUAUUUUUACAGCUCUUUUGCAUUAAAAUUAUAAAUGCUUUCACAACCAUGUGUAAGUAAUGUGGUGUAAUAUUACUAGUAUUAGAAGCGGAUGAUGUAAGAUGUAAUAACUGCCAAGAAUGUUUUAUUGAGAAAUAAUUUUAAACAUUUACACUCCUUUUUUUAUUUCCAAAGAGUGAAAUUGGGUGUUAUGUGAUGUGAAGAUCAGUAAGUUUCUGUAUGUGUGUAAAUGAUAGUAUAAUGUUUAAGACUCCUUACUUUGUAAUGUAUAUUGUCUGAAAACACUGCCAAUUUGUAACAUAAAUUAAAAACAAUGUUUUAAAAUA
This is a messenger RNA of Schistocerca serialis cubense, 6705 nucleotides long. RefSeq names its product collagen alpha-2(IV) chain (gene Col4a1). The record is from RefSeq and is a predicted model, not a curated record. The transcript has 31 exons. Gene Ontology annotation, cellular component: collagen trimer. Lineage: Eukaryota; Metazoa; Arthropoda; Insecta; Orthoptera; Acrididae. Gene Ontology annotation, molecular function: extracellular matrix structural constituent. The coding region runs from base 36 to 5375 and encodes 1779 amino acids.